This is a messenger RNA of Mizuhopecten yessoensis (Yesso scallop), 4673 nucleotides long. Its product is annotated as cholinesterase-like. Gene Ontology annotation, biological process: postsynaptic membrane assembly; synaptic vesicle endocytosis; modulation of chemical synaptic transmission. The record is from RefSeq and is a predicted model, not a curated record. Gene Ontology annotation, cellular component: cell surface; synapse. The transcript is spliced from 5 exons. Bases 1284 to 2978 code for a protein of 564 amino acids. Lineage: Eukaryota; Metazoa; Mollusca; Bivalvia; Pectinida; Pectinidae. Gene Ontology annotation, molecular function: signaling receptor activity; neurexin family protein binding.
ACCCUUCCGUGAAGACCCUAUAUAGUGACAGAGGAGUGAAUGGCCAGUCGGUCGUGUUCUGUUGAUGACCCAGUCCUCAUAUAUGUCAGAAGAAGAAAAAAGGACCUACAUUCCUCGCCUUGUUCCCCCCGGGCAUAAUAACAUGAAACGUUACCGUUGCUAAAUGUAUUGUUAUCUAUAUGGUAAGAAGUAUAACGUCGACAUCCAGCAGGUGAACAGUCCACGAGCUACCGUCGAGUCUGUUAUCGGCACAGUACCGGUAGACACUGACAGGUGGACAUGAUGUGGUGAUGAUGAGGUGAUCAGUCGGAUAAACAGAACAAUGUAACACGGAGAGGCUCGUUAGACUGGAUACAGAAUAUCGCCAACAUGAUGUCCGAGCCUUGGCGACCCCAUUUUCCCGUAGCGACAAUCGAAGGAUUUUACAGAUUUAAUGAUAGACAAUGACAUCAAAAUUACUGGUCAUGUCGCAUGAAUGACGUCACAGAGGUGACCACAUAACAUGUUACUUUACUAUCAAUGAUGUUAUAGGAUGUUACUGGCUACUACUGAAGAUAAAACAGACUUCACACUGACGUCAUACAAGAUUUAAAAAAAACUAGCGCAAUGUACGUGCGCGUCCGGACUUUGCCUUUCAUGUGUAGAAAUGUAUCUUGCCGGUUUCUUCAUCAAAUUAUUCCGUCACACGCCGUUCAAUGGGAUACUGUUUUGGUUUGAUAUUGUGAGAGUGACACGAUAGACAUGUUGGAUGUCACAGUGUUAUGACAUCCCGGUAUCUACAGUAACGUAAUUGGUUGUGUGAAGAAAUGAUGACUCAUAAAAACGAAACUUCUAUACAAGAACAAUUUAAACAGAUUGUACUGUUAUUGUUGAUGGGAAUAAAAGAAAUAUAAAUCAUAAAAUCUCCUGUCCGAGGUUUGUACAUUGCCUCUGGAUUAUUACUGAGGGAGACCUAUUAGUGGUGUACACACGUUGACAGGUGACCACGUCUGUUGUGGGGGAUAUAAGACAUGUCGGCACGUGUGUAGAACACGUCGCUCGUGAGGUUUGCCAGGUUAGGAUGUAUAUCACUAUCACGACCCAUUUAUGUUGUACUCAUGGCAAUGCUUCCGUUCAAUCAGGACUUAGUCUGGACGGAGGAAACAUGAAGCCUACCAUCAUAUCUUCUUUAGAAGUUCGAAGAACACCUUUCUCAAGUGUCCAACGGUGAUUACAUUCAAUUUGGAUUCUGUCAAUGAUCGGCACAUGAACACCUGUACGACUAAGAAAAUGUGCUGAGCGUGAUGUUGAAGACUGUUGUAGCUUUAGAUAUGUGGAGAUUCAUUUAUCUCAUCAUGGUCUACAUCCACCAAGGGACAUCUAAUUCCGUUAUUCGUGUAAGCGGGGGACUUAUAUCGGGUGUACAACUUUCGACGUCACAAGGUCACGUGAUGUCCUUUUUAGGUGUGCAAUAUGCAAAAGCACCUAUAGGCAAACUUCGGUUUCAGAAACCGGAAGUUAAUGUUAAAUGGAAUGGCAUUCAAAAUGCGACAAAUUUAGGUCCGAUAUGUAUGCAAAGCAUUAGAAACGAUGAUCUUCAAUUGCUAGAAAUGAGUGAAAACUGUUUAUUUCUCAACAUUUACGUCCCUGGCGAUAUUGAUAAUGCAAACAACGAUCAACUUCCGGUUGUUGUGAUUGUACAUCCUGGUAACUUUCAGGAAGGUUCCGGUGCAAUGAUCGAUGGGAAAUCCAUUUCAAUUUCUAAUCACGCGAUCGUAGUGACAUUUAACUUCCGGCUUGGGGUAUUUGGGUUUCUGUCACUAAAACGGACCUUUCCAGGUAAUGCGGGUUUACUGGAUCAGGUGGCAUUGCUACAGUGGGUGAAACAAAACAUUGCGCAUUUCAAUGGAAAUCCGAAAAACGUGGUGUUGAUUUGUGAUUAUUUUACGUCUCAAAAGCAUAUUUCAAGUACUUUUCAUAACUUAUAUGAAAAGAUCAUUACGUUCAAUGAUGAUUAUGAGGUUGGAAACAUCGAGGGAACAAAUGCAUACUUUAACUCUGAUGAUAUAAAACAACGAUGUGCGUCGAUUGGUCAAUCAUUUAAUAGAUGCUUACUUGAGUUUGAUCCAUUUAUUCUUCUGAAUGCAUCAACGAGUUCUACAGGACUACGGAAACGUCCACUGUUUUGGCCCGUGCCCGAUGCUAAUUUCCCAGAAAUAGCCAAAAGAACUAUUUCGGGCGGAUUUGUUUCUUUAUUAAAUAUUGCGGAUCUGAUUCUCACCGACCUACCAUUUCUAAUCCGAAGGAAUAGUCAUCAGAACAAUUGUGACGUGACAGACUUUGACGAAAUAAGCCACCACGUGGUUCAACUAUUGGCUAAAGAUAUGGACGAGAGAUCAAAGCUGUUGAUGCUGAAAACGUUGAGAACGUUCUACAAUACGCACCCGGAGGAUUGUUCCGGUGGCGCCAAAUUGUUAUCUGAUUAUCGCUUGUCCGGCGUUCUUUCUUUUGCAAACUCGUAUUGCACUCAGAGUUUGACCCUACUGGCCAUUGCAGAAAUGUCCAGUUCGAAUGAACUAAAUAUAAACACCACAUUAAUGUGCGUAUUGACCAACUGUAGCACGAGUGUCCACUCCGCCAAUCAAGCUUUCGCCCAGUUCAUUAGAUAUGGCUAUCCAACUUUCGCCGAUGAUCGGAUCGUGUGGAGACCAUAUACACAGAGGUCUAAGAACUACCUGUCCAUCAGCGACAGCGUUCUGACAACAGGUGAUGUCAAAACAUGGCCAUUCGACAGACUGGAACUACUUUGGUUUGACCUUUUACCUUCACUUGGCGUAAAGGUCACAUCAAGUAAAGUAGAUAACAGGAACACGGAAGUGCACAUACCGCAGAAUGCAUGUAUAACAAGCUAUGCUGAAGCACAGUGGGGCCUAUCUCCAUCACAGUUAGAGGCCCUCCUCUUCAGUCUGAGACUUAUAUCUUGGGCACACUUUUUAUGAUUACCGUAUAUGUACUGUUACAGUUAGAGGCCCCCCUCUUCAGUCUGAGACUUAUAUCUUGGGCACACUUUUUAUGAUUACCGUAUAUGUACUGUUACAGUUAGAGGCCCCCCUCUUCAGUCUGAGACUUAUAUCUUGGGCACACUUUUUAUGAUUACCGUAUAUGUACUGUUACAGUUAGAGGCCCCCCUCUUCAGUCUGAGACUUAUAUCUUGGGCACACUUUUUAUGAUUACCGUAUAUGUACUGUUACAGUUAGAGGCCCCCCUCUUCAGUCUGAGACUUAUAUCUUGGGCACACUUUUUAUGAUUACCGUAUAUGUACUGUUACAGUUAGAGGCCCCCCUCUUCAGUCUGAGACUUAUAUCUUGGGCACACUUUUUAUGAUUACCGUAUAUGUACUGUUACAGUUAGAGGCCCCCCUCUUCAGUCUGAGACUUAUAUCUUGGGCACACUUUUUAUGAUUACCGUAUAUGUACUGUUACAGUUAGAGGCCCCCCUCUUCAGUCUGAGACUUAUAUCUUGGGCACACUUUUUAUGAUUACCGUAUAUGUACUGUUACAGUUAGAGGCCCCCCUCUUCAGUCUGAGACUUAUAUCUUGGGCACACUUUUUAUGAUUACCGUAUAUGUACUGUUACAGUUAGAGGCCCCCCUCUUCAGUCUGAGACUUAUAUCUUGGGCACACUUUUUAUGAUUACCGUAUAUGUACUGUUACAGUUAGAGGCCCCCCUCUUCAGUCUGAGACUUAUAUCUUGGGCACACUUUUUAUGAUUACCGUAUAUGUACUGUUACAGUUAGAGGCCCCCCUCUUCAGUCUGAGACUUAUAUCUUGGGCACACUUUUUAUGAUUACCGUAUAUGUACUGUUACAGUUAGAGGCCCCCCUCUUCAGUCUGAGACUUAUAUCUUGGGCACACUUUUUAUGAUUACCGUAUAUGUACUGUUACAGUUAGAGGCCCCCCUCUUCAGUCUGAGACUUAUAUCUUGGGCACACUUUUUAUGAUUACCGUAUAUGUACUGUUACAGUUAGAGGCCCCCCUCUUCAGUCUGAGACUUAUAUCUUGGGCACACUUUUUAUGAUUACCGUAUAUGUACUGUUACAGUUAGAGGCCCCCCUCUUCAGUCUGAGACUUAUAUCUUGGGCACACUUUUUAUGAUUACCGUAUAUGUACUGUUACAGUUAGAGGCCCCCCUCUUCAGUCUGAGACUUAUAUCUUGGGCACACUUUUUAUGAUUACCGUAUAUGUACUGUUACAGUUAGAGGCCCCCCUCUUCAGUCUGAGACUUAUAUCUUGGGCACACUUUUUAUGAUUACCGUAUAUGUACUGUUACAGUUAGAGGCCCCCCUCUUCAGUCUGAGACUUAUAUCUUGGGCACACUUUUUAUGAUUACCGUAUAUGUACUGUUACAGUUAGAGGCCCCCCUCUUCAGUCUGAGACUUAUAUCUUGGGCACACUUUUUAUGAUUACCGUAUAUGUACUGUUACAGUUAGAGGCCCCCCUCUUCAGUCUGAGACUUAUAUCUUGGGCACACUUUUUAUGAUUACCGUAUAUGUACUGUUACAGUUAGAGGCCCCCCUCUUCAGUCUGAGACUUAUAUCUUGGGCACACUUUUUAUGAUUACCGUAUAUGUACUGUUACAGUUAGAGGCCCCCCUCUUCAGUCUGAGACUUAUAUCUUGGGCACACUUUUUAUGAU